AUGAAGUCACCAAAGCGUUUCAAAGAGCUCCACCUCGAUUCCUGGAGGCCAUCUCUAGCAUCAGGUUAUGAGAGUAGUAUCUCAUCCGCCCCUGGGCCACGCCUUCUUUUAUGCGGUCGACGAUCAUCAGGGCUGUCGACCCUUCUCAGGUGCCUUGUGAAUCGAACAUUAAUAAGUGAUGGUCCUCGUCGGCGCAAUGAACAGUCGCAGAAGGCGAUUGUAAUAGAUCUGGAUACGAGCCUGCCCGAAUUCUCUCCACCAGGCACCAUCAGUCUGGUUUCUUUACAGACCCCUAUCUUUGGGCCGGCAUUGAGUCACCCACUGUCGAUACAUGGCUCUUCAAGCCGGAUUCUGAAGAUGCACUUUCUAGGAGACGUCGAGGCGAGUGACAUCUGCAACUUGCAAGUUGAGUGUAUCUCAGAUCUGUUGAGCGUCGAGAAGCAGUUUCGACGUGGGCCCGGGAAUGCCAUCACGGUUAUCCUAGCACCAAAAUGGCUCAACGAUGUUGGUGGGGUGGUAGCUAGUAAAUUGUGGGCGGAGAUGGCGCCAACAGGUAUUGUGUGUCUCGAUCACAGCACGGCAUCAGCGCACCUACGACCAUGGAAGUCCCUGGCAGAGUCUACCGGCUGCCCCAUUCAAAAUCUACCUGUACCAACAUCGGAUAGGAUAGCACUGGUCCGGGAACACGACCUUCAGAUGCAAUCAUACUUCCAUUCUGUUCCCUCUGGAGCUGACCGUGUAUUCUGGGAUGGCAGACCAAUUAUGGCAGACACUGGAGCAGAAAUAACACUUGGCUAUCAAGGCAGACAUGCAGGAGUUGUUGGCAUUGCCCUUGUCAGUGGUCAUGUAGCUUUGGAAGAUACAUACGAUGUCCUGGAAGGCAGUAUAGUUGCUAUCGUGGCGGUGAAGGCCAGAAGCAUUGGCCCGUGGGAUGACGAGGCCAGAGAUGCCCAGGAUGCAGACGACAGGAGGCUUGAUGUGGAAGAUAGGCAUAUCUUACCCGGUGUGGCACGGACCGAAGAAGAUCUUCCCCGGUUAAUGACCGGCGAAGAAGGCUUUGGGUUACCGGCACUGAAUUCAGAGUGCCUGGGAUUGGGGUUCGUUACGAGGAUCGACAUUGCACAGCGACAGAUAAGAUUAAAAGCCGGAGGAGCACGGCAUGAGAUUCAGGAGCGAAUGCAGGGGCAACAAGUAGUGCUUGUGUUGCAGAAGGCCACAUCGGAUGGACGAUACAAGACGGAUUGGGCAAGGAGGGAGGUUGAACAGAUAGGAAGAGAAUAG
Exophiala aquamarina CBS 119918 is the source of this 1281-nucleotide messenger RNA. RefSeq lists its product as uncharacterized. The transcript has a single exon. Gene Ontology annotation, biological process: cleavage in ITS2 between 5.8S rRNA and LSU-rRNA of tricistronic rRNA transcript (SSU-rRNA, 5.8S rRNA, LSU-rRNA). The record is from RefSeq and is a predicted model, not a curated record. The coding region runs from base 1 to 1281 and encodes 426 amino acids. Gene Ontology annotation, cellular component: nucleus. Gene Ontology annotation, molecular function: polynucleotide 5'-hydroxyl-kinase activity. Lineage: Eukaryota; Fungi; Ascomycota; Eurotiomycetes; Chaetothyriales; Herpotrichiellaceae.